Chinchilla lanigera (long-tailed chinchilla) is the source of this 2342-nucleotide messenger RNA. Its product is annotated as cytochrome P450 2E1. Lineage: Eukaryota; Metazoa; Chordata; Mammalia; Rodentia; Chinchillidae. The transcript has 9 exons. Bases 40 to 1524 code for a protein of 494 amino acids. The record is from RefSeq and is a predicted model, not a curated record. Gene Ontology annotation, cellular component: intracellular membrane-bounded organelle; cytoplasm. Gene Ontology annotation, molecular function: heme binding; iron ion binding; oxidoreductase activity, acting on paired donors, with incorporation or reduction of molecular oxygen, reduced flavin or flavoprotein as one donor, and incorporation of one atom of oxygen. Gene Ontology annotation, biological process: xenobiotic metabolic process.
AUCAAUCCCAUAAGUCAGGGGUAAAAUCCCAGAGAAGCCAUGGGUGCACUUGGCAUCACCAUCGCCCUGUUGGUGUGGGUGGUCACCCUCCUGCUUAUAUCCAUCUGGAAGCAACUCUACAGCAGCUGGAAUCUACCCCCUGGACCUUUCCCACUUCCUAUUAUUGGGAAUCUUUUACAGUUGGAUAUCAAGGAUAUUCCGAAGUCCUUCACCAGGCUGGCCAAGCGCUAUGGGCCUGUGUUCACACUGUACCUGGGCUCACGGCGCACAGUGAUCCUACAUGGCUACAAGGCGGUGAAGGAAGUGCUGCUGACCCACAAGAAUGAAUUCUCUGGCCGAGGCGAAAUCCCCGUGUUCCAAGAAUACAAGGACAAAGGAAUUAUUUUCAAUAACGGACCCACCUGGAAGGAUGUCCGGCGGUUCUCCCUGAGCAUACUCCGAGACUACGGGAUGGGAAAACAGGGCAACGAGGCACGGAUCCAGAGGGAGGCCCAGUUCCUGGUGCAGGAGCUCAGGAACACCCAGGGCCGGCCUUUUGACCCGACCUUUCUCCUCGGCUGUGCUCCCUGCAAUGUCAUUUCUGACAUCCUCUUCCACAGGCGUUUUGACUACAAGGACAAGACAAUUCUGAGGCUCAUGAGCUUGUUCAAUGAGAACUUUUACCUACUCAGUACUCCCUGGCUACAGCUUUACAAUAAUUUUUCAAACUACCUACGCUACAUGCCUGGAAGCCAUAGAAAAAUAAUGAAAAAUGCAUCUGAAAUAAAAGUUUAUGCAUUAGAAAGAGCUAAGGAACAUCUUCAGUCACUGGACCCCAGCUGCCCCCGGGAUGUCACUGACUGCCUGCUCAUAGAAAUGGAGAAGGAAAAACACAGAGAAAAGCCUCCUAUGUACACAAUGGAAAAUAUUUCUGUCACCUUGGCCGACUUGUUCUUUGCGGGAACGGAGACUACCAGCACCACUCUGAGAUAUGGCCUUCUGAUUCUCAUGAAGUACCCAGAAGUUGAAGAAAAACUUCAUGAAGAAAUUGACAGGGUUAUUGGGCCAACACGCAUCCCAGCUAUCAAGGACAGGCUAGAGAUGCCCUACAUGGAUGCUGUAGUACAUGAGAUUCAGCGAUUCAUCAACCUUGUGCCCUCCAACCUGCCCCAUGAAGCAACCCAAGACACCAUGUUCCGAGGAUACCUCAUCCCCAAGGGCACAGUUGUCAUUCCGACUCUGGACUCCCUGUUGUAUGACAGCCAAGAAUUCCCAGAUCCAGAGCAGUUCAAACCAGAGCACUUUCUAAAUGAAAAUGGCAAGUUCAAGUACAGUGACUACUUCAAGGCAUUUUCUGCAGGAAAACGGGUGUGUGUUGGAGAAGGCCUGGCCCGCAUGGAAUUGUUUCUGCUUUUGACUGCCAUUCUACAGAAUUUUAAUCUGAAGUCUCUCGUUGAGCCAAAGGAUAUCGAUCUUAAACCUAUCACAAUUGGCUUUGGCUGCGUUCCACCACACUACAAACUCUGCGUCAUUCCCCGCUCAUAAGUGUAAGGAAAACACAUUGGGAAACACCUGUCUCCUGAGUGCAGCCUGUGACAGCCUCCCAGGGCCCAGAAAGAUGCUCCCCAGUCAGUGAGGACCAGCAGACAGGCUUUCUAGAGUCAAUCUUCAGACAACUUGAAGUAAAAUUCGAAGAUUUAUUAAACUAAUUAAACUGUGAGUCUGUUCAAGGCUGUAUAUAAGCCUGGAAAACAAUGGUAAUUAAGAAUCUCACUGUGAAUUCAGCUGUGCUCUUCUGAAGAAGUAGGAAUGUUUACUCAUCACAGUCAGUAUCUACAAAGGACAGAUAAAAAGGAGUGAGAGUACUAUAGAUACGGUAGGAUUUAUUAGCCAGGUCAAAAGCAGUUCCAUUCCCAUCUUGCCUUAGGAUGUAAAGUUGUUUCUUGGUGUCACUAUGAGCAUCAGUCUUAUGGUAUUUAUCUUAUGGUAAAAUAUGUAUAUAGCAAGUCAACACAUCUAUUAUUAUCUCUUAAUAUUAAAAUGUGACAUUGUAUCUGGAAAAAAAUUUUAUGCAUAGAAAUGUUCUUGGGUGGGAUGAAAAAAAAUUAACAAAACACAAAAUUUCAGUGGAUUAAAUGUCAAUAUAGUGAAAUGGAAGAGAAUUUAAUACAAAGAACCCUAUCCCCCUUGGCUCACAUGUGCCAGUGAGCCCUUACUAUGUGUACCACUGUGACUCAUUUUCUCCUUUGUCCUAUAGAGAUGACAGCAGCCCCUUCCCACUACACGUACUGCCCAGAACACUGUGCAUUCUGUAUAAAUGUUUCUCAAUAAAAUGUGUGAUGUUUCAAGCCAGAAGCUCAAAA